AUGGAUAAGCUUACCGCCCCGGAAGCGGCAGAACAACGGGGCUCCGAGCCCGCCCCGGCCACACCUGUCAACACUACUUCCUCUAACCAUCGUCUUCCUAGCCCUUCGACUUCUCUUCACGACCAUCUUCUUGACUCAAACUUCUUUAUUGAAUCAUACAACCGUCAAAGAAAAUCCAUCCCCAGUAUGGCUGACCGUUUCCCUUCCCUAGACGACUUCGCUGAGGGCCAAACCGAAGUAGCCGAUGUCCAGAGCACCACCGAUGACGACUUCCUUGCCCGUGAGCGCGCUGCGCUCGGUGAAGAUGCCGACCAAUUUGCUACUUCUCAAGACCACGUUGCUAGCGGCCAGAACGUAGGCGCGGACGACCUACUCGGCGCAGGUGACGAGCCCACUGAGGAGAUUGGCCAAUUCGAAUCAUCCUUCCCCUCAGUAGCGACACAGAACCAGAACGAGCGCGUUGCUCCGGGUGGCACAAUCACUGGCUCCGGCUCACCAUUCCCCCGCACCGGAUAUCAGAAUGCACAGGAACCCGAAGAUGAGGGAGAUGCUGUUCGUGAAUGGCGCGAGAAGCGCGAUGCUGAGAUCGCCCGCCGUGCAGAAAUCUCCGCCGAAAAGAAGGACGCUACCGUCAAGAAGGCACAGGAGGACAUUGACGACUUCUACGUUUCAUACAACAACAAGGCCGAUAAGAACCGCUCCCACGCCCGCUCCGAGGCUGAACAGUUCCUCGCCAACCGAGAGGACACUUCCGCUGGUGGCACCAGCUGGGAGCGCAUUGCUAAGCUGGUUGAUGUUUCGGGCAAGGGCUCCGCGGGCGGUGCCAGUGGCUCCGGAAAGGAGCGUUUCCGCGAACUGUUGAUCGACCUUCGAAAAGACCAGGAGGCUCCCGGAUCCAGCGGAAUCUAA
This is a messenger RNA of Penicillium coprophilum, 909 nucleotides long. RefSeq names its product clathrin light chain CLC1. The transcript is spliced from 4 exons. The record is from RefSeq and is a predicted model, not a curated record. Gene Ontology annotation, cellular component: plasma membrane; clathrin coat of coated pit; clathrin coat of trans-Golgi network vesicle. Gene Ontology annotation, biological process: clathrin-dependent endocytosis; intracellular protein transport; clathrin coat assembly. The coding region runs from base 1 to 909 and encodes 302 amino acids. Gene Ontology annotation, molecular function: structural molecule activity; clathrin heavy chain binding. NCBI's taxonomy places the organism in Eukaryota, Fungi, Ascomycota, Eurotiomycetes, Eurotiales, Aspergillaceae.